Molecule: messenger RNA, 417 nt
Organism: Guyanagaster necrorhizus
Lineage: Eukaryota; Fungi; Basidiomycota; Agaricomycetes; Agaricales; Physalacriaceae
Exons: 2
Coding region: 1-417 (138 amino acids)
Source: RefSeq, a predicted model, not a curated record
AUGGAUCUCUCUUUUGAGUUCCAAGAAGUCUUCAAUGUCUACGCAUUGUGGAUAUGGAUCGAAGAGGUCGGUUAUCUUAUCUUUCUCGGAUCCUCGUGUUUCUGGAAGCCCUUUCUGCUGGACGAUACAUUAUCCAAAGAGCAACAGAAACUCGAAGACCCUGUGCCCAUUGCCCAAGUCAAUGUACACCAAUCAGUUAUACAUAGCACUUCUUAUGGACGCUUCAUCCGGAAAGACUCUACUGUUAUCCUUCAGGCGUUGUGCAUGUCUCUGAAGCUCGGCGUCCUGGUUACUAUAUCUCAAGAAUCUCUAUCCACUUAUGACUCCAAUUUGGAAUCCAUCACUAUCGUAUACACUGGAACGUCUACAACUGGCGAACAGACCCUUCUGUAUUCGAUCAUUUGCCCGAGGAGAUGA